AUGGCCGCAACCAAGGUGGCGACAAAGACGUCGUCCUCGACGAAGAAGGUCGCCAAGUCUUCCAAGACCGACGAGCCCAAGCCGUCUUCCAAGCGUUCCAAGAAGGCGGAACCUGCCGCCGAGGAGCCCGCCGUCUCGAAGGCGCCCGAGUCUGAGAAGCCGGGCCCGAAGCCCAAGGCCGCAGCGCCGAUGGAGGGGGAGGCGAGCGAGCCGCCGGCGAAGAAGGCGCGCAAGUCCAAGGCCGACAAGGCCGACAAGGCUGAGGCCGAGCCUGCCCCCGCGGAGGAGGCCAAGGUCAACGGAGAUGCCACCGGUGGAGACUUUGUCGCCCGCGCCAAGGCUCUGGACGCGACUGUGGCCGGCGUCGCGAUGAAGCUCAAGCCGAAGGAGUUCUCGACCGGAUCAUACGGCUGGACCGCGAGCAAGAACACCAAAGUGCCCGGUCCCGAUGGCGACGUCGAAGUUACGGGUACCAAGCCCAAGGCGGCCAAGAAGGAGAAGGAGCCCAAGGAGGCAAAGGAGACCAAGACCAAGAAACGGUCCAAGAAGGAGAAGGUGAGCUGGCUGGAAGGGAUUCAAGCUGACGGCAGGUCGAGGAGGGGAGCGAGUGAUUACCCUUGA
Messenger RNA from Trichosporon asahii var. asahii CBS 2479, 621 nucleotides. RefSeq lists its product as uncharacterized. The record is from RefSeq and is a predicted model, not a curated record. Bases 1 to 621 code for a protein of 206 amino acids. NCBI's taxonomy places the organism in Eukaryota, Fungi, Basidiomycota, Tremellomycetes, Trichosporonales, Trichosporonaceae. The transcript has 4 exons.